Penaeus vannamei (Pacific white shrimp) is the source of this 461-nucleotide messenger RNA. Lineage: Eukaryota; Metazoa; Arthropoda; Malacostraca; Decapoda; Penaeidae. The record is from RefSeq and is a predicted model, not a curated record.
UCGCGAUAUCUUGUCCGCACCAACAUGAAGCUGGUGUGCUAAAUGGCUUGAAGUUAUUCAGUUACCAAGUUUAUUCAAGAAGAGUUAUGCACAUCACAACAAAAGCUACAGGGUAUGCAGUUUCCACUUUUCAUCCGGAAAUUAUACUAAUGGAAACUCAGAUUCUAGACUUCUCCAUGCUUGCCCAGACCAAAACCUUAGCUAACUGUGUGAGUCAGUGUCAGUUGUGCCAUCAAAUGAUUCAGCAGAAAAAUCUGACAUUAAAAUAUUUUAUGAAGAAGUUCGAGUCUGAAGUAGCAACUCUAAGAUACAAAAAUGGUCUCACUCUACGUGAAGCCAGACAGGAAGCACGCGAAAAGGUUUCUCCCAUACUCCCUACUCUUGUGGCAGCAACCACCUUAGAAAUUGCAGGGGGGACUUCAAAAUUUCUGGGGAGACUCGGGCAGUCAGAAACUCGUUGA